GAGUACUCGGUGCUGACAGGUUCCAUGACGACCAAAGAUGGCUGCGCCCAUGUAAGCCGGCAGCAACCGCUGACCUUUGGUUUUUUCCCUGUCACCUGGCCCCUGUGGUGGCAGGCGGGGUACGACGACCAUGCUGGGCCGGACCCUCCGAGAAGUUUCUACAGCACUGAAACAAGGCCAAAUUACUCCAACUGAGCUCUGUCAAAAGUGUCUCUCCCUUAUUAAGAAGACCAAGUUUCUAAAUGCUUACAUUACUGUAUCAGAAGAGGUGGCCUUAAAGCAAGCUGAAGAAUCAGAGAAAAGAUAUAAGGAAGGUCACUCACUGGGGGAUUUAGAUGGAAUUCCUAUUGCAGUAAAAGACAACUUUAGCACAUCCGGCAUUGAGACAACAUGUGCAUCAAACAUGCUGAAAGGUUAUGUACCACCCUAUAAUGCUACAGUAGUUCAGAAGUUGCUGGAUCAGGGAGCUCUGCUAAUGGGGAAAACAAAUUUAGAUGAGUUUGCUAUGGGAUCUGGAAGCACAGAUGGCAUAUUUGGACCGGUUAAAAACCCCUGGAGUUACUCAAAACAGUACAGAGGAAAGAAGCAGCAGAAGACUCAUGGUGAGGAUGAGGAUUCAAACUGGCUUAUAACUGGAGGAAGCUCAGGUGGUAGCGCAGCGGCCGUGUCAGCGUUCACCUGCUUUGCGGCUUUAGGAUCAGAUACAGGAGGAUCGACCAGAAAUCCAGCUGCCCACUGUGGGGUUGUUGGUUUAAAGCCAAGCUAUGGCUUAGUGUCUCGUCAUGGUCUCAUUCCCCUGGUGAAUUCAAUGGAUGUGCCAGGAAUCUUAACCAGAUGUGUGGAUGAUGCAGCCAUUGUGUUGGGUGUACUAGCUGGGCAUGACCCCAAAGAUUCUACCACAGUACAAGAUCCCGUUAAACCAUUUAUGCUUCCCAGUCUGACAGAUGUGAGCAAACUGUGUGUAGGAAUUCCAAAGGAGUAUCUUACACCAGAAUUGUCAAGUGAAGUACAAUCUCUCUGGUCCAAAGCUGCUGACCUAUUUGAAUCUGAAGGGGCCAAAGUAAUUGAAGUGUCCCUGCCCCACACCAGUUAUUCAAUUGUCUGCUACCAUGUACUGUGCACAUCAGAAGUGGCAUCGAAUAUGGCAAGAUUUGAUGGGCUAGAAUAUGGUCACAGAUGUGAUGUUGAUGUGUCUACUGAAGCCAUGUAUGCUGCAACCAGACGAGAGGGGUUCAAUGAUGUGGUGAGAGGAAGAAUUCUCUCCGGCAACUUUUUCUUAUUAAAAGAAAACUAUGAGAAUUAUUUUGUCAAAGCACAGAAAGUGAGACGACUCAUUGCUAAUGAUUUUGUGAAUGUUUUUAAGUCUGGAGUAGACGUCUUGCUCACUCCCACCACUUUGAGUGAGGCAGUGCCAUACCUAGAGUUCAUCAAAGAAGACAACAGAACACGAAGUGCCCAGGAUGAUAUUUUUACACAGGCUGUAAAUAUGGCAGGAUUGCCAGCAGUGAGUAUCCCUAUGGCCCUCUCAAGCCAAGGGUUGCCAGUAGGACUCCAGUUUAUUGGACGUGCGUUUUGUGACCAGCAGCUUCUUACAGUUGCCAAAUGAGUGCUGCUUCGAGCUACCAGAACAACUCCAUAUUACACUGUUUAUUCUUCCAGCUAUGGAGCACCAACGAGCCCAGCGCGGUCAGAGACAUUUGUUGUGACCUAACAGACCACAGUGGACUCAAAAGUUGGUGUCUAGUGGAGCAUGGUUUUAAUGAGAAAGCUUCAGAAUACCAAGUAAGAUCCAAUAUGAAAAUGUGUAGAUAAUUUAGCGAGGAUGCCGAAGAGAGGCGACCAUGGGUUUCCUCCCUUUCCCCAGGUUCUGUCUUCCUUAUGGUUCUCUUACCCUCUUGACUGGCUUUACUAGGGCUCUCUCUUUGGGCUCCCUGAGCACAGAGAAACAUUAAUGGGAAUCUGUAUUCAGAAUUUUGUUUGUUUUUUUAGAGAAAGGCUGUACCCAUGGCAUAUGAAGGUUCCCAGGCUAGGGGUCGAAUUGGAGCUGUAGCUGCCGGCCUACUCCAGAGCUACAGCAACAUGGGAUCUGAGCCCUGUCUAUGAUCUACACCACAGCUCGUGGCAACGCCAGAUCCUUAACCCACUUAGCAAGGCCAGGGAUUGAAUCUGUGUCCUCAUGGAUACUAGUCAGAUUUGUUACCACUGAGAACUCCUAUGUUCAGAAUUUGAAAAAAAAUAAGAUGAAAGUCAUUCUGUUACUCACUAUAAAGUUUCAUCAUUAGAUUUCUCUGUCUUUGCCAGAAUACCACUGUCAUCUCAUGUUGAUCAGGUAUUUUAAUUCCACACUUACUGUUGAUAAGUAUGGAGCUGAAUUUUUUAUUAAUAGAUUAUCUUUGUAAGAAAAAAAAUAUUUUCUAAAUGUGAAGGGCAUGAAGAAAAAUGCAAGAGACAGAGCUUUCUCAAAACUACCGGAAUAUUGUGUGGUAGGAGUUUCAUUAAUAGUUUUCUCUGCUCCCACUCCCAGAUACUCAGGCUGAUAAACUUUAAGGUUUUCUGUGCCAGGCCCACUAGUAGUCUUAGUUGUUCUGGCUAUGAAUACCUGAAAGAGGAAGAAAUUCAUGAGAGAGAAUUGCUUUUCUUUAACAAGAGAAAACUCUUAGUUGAAGGAGCUGGUAUGUUGUAAACAUAAGCAAAUAUAUCUUUGCCCCAGUCUUUUUUUUUUUUUAACUCAGUGAAUUUUAUUAUAUUUCUCAUUCUACAAUCAUCAUCACAACCCAAUUUUACAUUUCCACCCCAGUCUUUUUUAUGUGUAUAUAAUUUGAAAUAAAAAUGUUCAGAGAAUAUGUAAUUUCUCUUAUUCCUAUAUCUCUUCUUGAGUUGCACUGACAGUUUGAACUGGAAAUAAGUAAUGAAAUAAAUACAGUUCUCACAUCAUAAU
Molecule: messenger RNA, 2938 nt
Organism: Sus scrofa (pig)
Lineage: Eukaryota; Metazoa; Chordata; Mammalia; Artiodactyla; Suidae
Gene: QRSL1
Product: glutaminyl-tRNA amidotransferase subunit QRSL1
Biological process (GO): mitochondrial translation; glutaminyl-tRNAGln biosynthesis via transamidation
Cellular component (GO): mitochondrion; glutamyl-tRNA(Gln) amidotransferase complex
Molecular function (GO): glutaminyl-tRNA synthase (glutamine-hydrolyzing) activity
Source: RefSeq, a predicted model, not a curated record